UUCUUUGUACAUAUAUUAUUACGUAUCCUACCAGUCACCUUGAAAAACCGAAGCUAUAACACACGUCCUGUCAUUCAAGCGAACGUACUAAAGUGGAGCGAACACUUCUAACAGUAUUCAGUUGGAAUAGAAGUAUCUCAAUAGCUGAUUGCUAUCACGGGCCGGGUCAACAGCUUGUUCAUUAGUAACCUAGUCAUUCGAAUCAUCACACAGUGAAGACAAGAGGCUUUUCAUAAACUGCAAACCCGCUGUGUAUAUAGUUAUUUAUCCUGUCAGUAGCUCGACAACAGAAUUUGUGGAGGAAACCGCUACUUCAUUCCAACUACACGAAAUCGUAUCUUAAAUAUGGAAGAAGAUUUUCUGCUGAUUGGAAACGAAUUAUGUGGUAUUAGCGAAUCCAAUGAUUCCACUGACGGUAGCCUGGAUGGGAGCGACGGAGAUCUUGAUGUAUUUGCAGCAUUUAAAGGAACUGAAUUGGACGAUAUAUUCAAUGCAUGCCCUGGAUUUGGUAUUCGUUCAGACACAUUUGAACAAAAUCAAUGCAUGUACAGCAGAGAAGAUUACGUUCCUCACUGUAAACCCAAGACUCGUUCCAACAACAAAGUCUCUGCUAAGAAUGAACCGGGUUAUUUAACAGAACGCAUUCAUUGGAAUUAUCGACAAAAAAGAGUGAACUAUGAUCCUAGACCGAUUUCUAAGCGAUCGCGAAAACGUUCAAUUCCAGAAGAAAUGAAAGACGACGCUUAUUGGAAGAAACGUUGUCAAAAUACGGAGCGAGCAAGAAAGAGCCGUGAGGCAAGGCGUGUAAAAGAAAUUGAAGUGCUUCAAAAAGUAAAAACAUUAGAAGAAGAUAAAUUAGAACUUCAACAGCAAGUAGAUAGUCUUAAAGAACAAGUAAAACUUCUGAACGAACGAUUAAUGCAACGUGAACACACAAAUUUUAUUUAAUUAAAUAUAAGUCCGCCAGGCAAUAAUAUUUUUGUAUACCUUGUAUAUUGUACAUUUUCGCAUAUAUUUUGCAUAUAUAAUAAUUAUGUCAUCAAUAGCUGGAUCGACAAUGACACAGCAAUUCUGUCAUUUCCGUCGGAUAAAAGUACUAAGAGCUUUUAAAUAAAUUUUCAAAUUUAUUUGGGUUUUAUCUAUAGAUUCAGUCAAUAUUCAGGCGAUAUAUGUCUGGCAGUGCUGAAUAUACGCUUUUAUAAGAAACGGCAUGAUAUAAUAACGAAAUAUCUAUAUAUGCACAGCGGUUCAAUGUGCAUGGUUAUGAG
This is a messenger RNA of Paramuricea clavata, 1268 nucleotides long. The record is from the annotation of a GenBank genome assembly. NCBI's taxonomy places the organism in Eukaryota, Metazoa, Cnidaria, Anthozoa, Malacalcyonacea, Plexauridae.